Messenger RNA from Papilio machaon (common yellow swallowtail), 998 nucleotides. Its product is annotated as deubiquitinase OTUD6B. The record is from RefSeq and is a predicted model, not a curated record. Bases 96 to 965 code for a protein of 289 amino acids. The transcript has a single exon. Gene Ontology annotation, molecular function: cysteine-type deubiquitinase activity. Lineage: Eukaryota; Metazoa; Arthropoda; Insecta; Lepidoptera; Papilionidae. Gene Ontology annotation, biological process: protein deubiquitination.
AUUAAUGUCAAAUUGUCGAGCUCGCUCUUCAAAUCGUUUUUAUAUUUUGAAAACUAUGAUAAUUCCCUUUUUUACCACAUACAUUUGAUAACUAGAUGAUGGCAGACUACAUUGAAGAAAACAACGAAGUAGAAAUGCUAGAAAAUAAACAUAAGAAAGAAAAAAAAGAAUUGCAAGCGCAUAUUCAAGCAUUAAAAAAAGUAGCAAAAAAUGAUAAAACAAAGAAAAAAGAGCUCACUGCAGAAAUUGCAAGGUUAGAAUUAGAACUUGAUAGUCGUCAAAAGAAAGAAAUCGAAGCGGUUUCGAAAGAACUUUCAAUCGAAAAUGGUUUAGAACAAACAGACGAAAGUGAAGAGAUAAAGGUUAAGUUAUCGAAAGCUCAAAAACGAAGAGUUAAAAAAGAACAACAAGAAAAAGAACGAGAGCAAGAAAUAAAGUUACAAGAAAAAGAAAACAUCAAUGGACCGAGAAAUUUAGAAAAUAAGGCAAUUUGUAAUAGAUUAAAAGAAAUUAAUUUGCAGGUAUAUCCUAUUUCUUCUGAUGGAGAUUGUUUAUAUAAAGCUGUUUCACACCAGUUACUCAUUAAAAGAAAGCAAUCAAUAUCAGUAGAGGAACUAAGAAAACAAACCUCUAAUUACAUAAGAGAAAAUAAAGAAGAUUUUAUGCCAUUUCUGAGCCACCCAGAAACAUGUGAUAUGCUGACAGAUGGUGAGUUUGAGGAAUAUUGUGAAAAAAUAAUAAAUAGUAAGGUAUGGGGUGGCCAAAUAGAAAUCAGAGCAUUAUCAAAUUAUUUGAAAUGUCCUAUAAGUAUAAUACAAGCAACUGGACCACCUUCUAUAGAGCAAGGUGAAGAGUUUGAGGGACCUUCAUUAGUUAUCACUUAUCACAGACAUAUGUACAGAUUGGGUGCACAUUACAAUUCUACUUUAGUCAUUGAAGAUGAACAUCAUAAUAUAGAAAACUAAUUUACUUCUAAGAGUCUACAUUGCAAUAAUAUG